This is a messenger RNA of Racocetra persica, 253 nucleotides long. NCBI's taxonomy places the organism in Eukaryota, Fungi, Glomeromycota, Glomeromycetes, Diversisporales, Gigasporaceae. The record is from the annotation of a GenBank genome assembly.
AAACGACGUUUUUACAAAACUUCAAUCAUGAAAUUAAAAAAAAAAGAUAUGGUUGAACGUGGUAGUACCCCAUUUGACCAUGCAUACAUGAACGUUAGUGUUUUUACUCAAGAGAAAAUCAAGAAAAGAAUAUGGAAGAUGAUAAACGACAUAACAAAGUUUCAAAAAGUUGACCCUGAGACUAUAAGGACCAUGGUAAAUUUUUCUGAGAAAAAUUACGAGAAAAUGAUCAAGGGUGAACAUGAGGCAAUUC